AUGGCAUCUGGUUCUGGUACGCCAGAGUUCUCACAUCCUUCGUUACCGGUGUUUAAAGGAGAUGGCUAUGAGAGAUGGAGUGUCAAGAUGAUGACACUAUUUCAGAGCCUGGAUUUGUGGUCAGUUGUGGAGCAAGGGUCCCUAAAAGAAGGCAUAGAUGAACAAAAGAAGGAGAUGGCAGUGAAGAGACACACCCUCGGACAGAAGUUUGAUGUUCUUCAAAUGCGGGAGAAUGAAGAUAUACAACAAUAUGUUUCUAGAGUUAUUUCCUUGGUGAAUCAAUUUAAAGGUCUUAGGUAUGACUUAGAAGAAAAAGAAGUUGUUGCAAAGGUGAUGAGAAGUGUUAUACCAAAGUUUGACAAUGUGAUUACAACUAUCGAGGAAGCUAGAGAUCUUGAUAAACUGAUAUUUAGUGAAUUGAGUGGGGGCUUACAAGCAUAUGAGGCAAGGUUCGAUAGAUUCAGUGAUAGUGCAGCAGAUGAUAAAGUAUUUUACAUGAAAGGAGAGUCUUCUUCAGGUGCUGACAGUGAAGGUUACCGAGGUAGAAGGUUUUCUAGAGCAAGGGGCAGAUUCAUGAGAGGUAGAGGCAGAAGUUUUAGUGAAGGAAGAGGCAGAAGUAAUUUUCAUCAUGAUUAUAGACAAUAUCAGCAGCAACAGUUCAAUUCAAAUUUAAGAGAUUUUGGUAGUCCAAGACAUGGUGGAAGGCAAUAUGGUGGUCAGAAGUCUGGUAGAGGAAUGUUUCGGAAUGUCCAAUUCUUCAAUUGUGGGAAAUUUGGACAUAUGAAAUCUCAUUGUUGGCAUCAAGGCCCAAGUUCUAGGAAUGAACAAGGUUCAAGCUCUAGAAGUGAUCAAGGUUCAAGUGAAGCUGGACGUUUAUUUAUGGUGCAUGAAGGAAUGGAAGUGAAUCAUACUGACAUUUGGUUAUUAGAUAGUAGAGCUUCUAAUCACAUGACUGGAAGAAAGAAUUUUUUUCAUCAGCUAGAUGAAUUGAUCAUGCAUACAGUAAGAUUGGGUGAUGACAAGGAGGUGGCAGUGAAAGGAAAAGUGCAAAGGAAUGGCAAUAAUCUAUAUCCUGUUGUGUUUUCUGAAGUUGAUCUGGCUAAUAUUGUGAUCAGUGCUUGUGUAUAUGGCAAGCAAACUAGAUUACCAUUUGGUUCUGGCACUACUUGGAGAGCCAGGGGUAGAUUGCAGAUGGUUCAUGCUGAUGUCUGUGGACCUAUGCAAAUAGAAUCUCAUGGAGAAAGGCAGACUGUUGAGAAACUCAGAACUAUUAGAACUGACAAAGGGGGUGAAUUUUUAUCACGUGAAUUUGAAGCUUUCUGUGAAAAUCUGGGUAUAAGGCAUGAGUUGACAGCCCCAUAUACACCUCAGCAAAAUGGGCUUGCAGAGAGGAAAAAUAGAGUAUUGAUCGAAAAGGCAAGAUGUAUACUAAAAUUCAGUAAAUUGCCAAAUGAGUUUUGGACAGAAGCUGUGUUGACAGCUGCCUAUAUUUCAAACAUCUCUCCUACUAAGGCAAUCUUCAAUAAAACUCCAUUUGAAAGUUGGUUUGGGUUGAAGCCAAAAAUACAUCACUUGAGGACAUUUGGAUGUAUUGCUUAUCCUCAUAUGCAAAAGGUACAGAAAUUGGAUGACAGAGCUGUCAAAGGAAUACUUAUUAGGUAUGCUUACGCAGCUAAAGCUUACAGGAUAUAUAUUCCAAGUUCAAAGAAAGUAAUUAUUAGCAGAGAUGUGACUUUUGCAGAGAAUCACUACAAGAAACUAUUGAAUUAG
Messenger RNA from Dioscorea cayenensis subsp. rotundata (Guinea yam), 1770 nucleotides. RefSeq lists its product as uncharacterized. The transcript has 5 exons. Bases 1 to 1770 code for a protein of 589 amino acids. Gene Ontology annotation, biological process: DNA integration. The record is from RefSeq and is a predicted model, not a curated record. Lineage: Eukaryota; Viridiplantae; Streptophyta; Magnoliopsida; Dioscoreales; Dioscoreaceae. Gene Ontology annotation, molecular function: nucleic acid binding.